This is a messenger RNA of Girardinichthys multiradiatus, 5383 nucleotides long. RefSeq names its product ankyrin repeat domain 50-like (gene ankrd50l). The transcript is spliced from 4 exons. The record is from RefSeq and is a predicted model, not a curated record. Gene Ontology annotation, molecular function: protein binding. Bases 489 to 4676 code for a protein of 1395 amino acids. NCBI's taxonomy places the organism in Eukaryota, Metazoa, Chordata, Actinopteri, Cyprinodontiformes, Goodeidae.
AGAGAGAGAGAGAGAGAGAAGGUAGGAGAGGGAGGAUAAAGAGUGGAGAGUGUGAGAAAGCAAAAGGCAAUUUCAUGCUGAAGCUAACAGUAAGGUUCGGUGUUUAAAAAAGGAAGGAGAGAGAAAUGUGGCUUAAAUUUGGAAACAGACAACAACACAGCUCCUCAAUCCUCUAGAGACAUGGUGAACACCGGUAACUGCGUCGUAUCAGACCCAGCAGGAAAAAAAAUCAGAAUGAUCGAAGAUGACAAAUUGCAACUGAAGCUCACGUAAAGUAUUGCUUUUUUAUCCAUGUGACUCAUCAAGAACUGCAGGAAGGAUAUCGAUAGAAUUCACCUGAUGUAACAUACAUGGAACAUUACAAGACCUGAGAUACCCAAAUACUGCCCAGAUCUGUCUCACAUCAGCCGGAGCCCUUUCUGAAAGUCAGAGUAAAAAUGCUGAAGCAGCAUGGGAUGUGUAGUUGAGAACACCGAUUUGCCUCCUGGAUGUCAGAACCCCAGGAGCAAAUGAGCAGCAUAGCAUACAGAGGCAGCACCAGUUUGCUCCAGGGCCAGCGUUUCUACUGCCGGGAAUGGGCCCUGGACAAACUGAGGCGCUGCCUGGACGCCCACUCCGUGUCUGGCCAAGCACCGGGGGUGCUGGUGACAGGCGGGGCCGGUGCUGGUAAGACCGCUCUGUGCACUGAAGUGGUAUGGCCCACCUCACAGGCAGGCCUGGCUGCAGGGCUGUCACAGCGCUGCCUGGCUUUCCACUUCUGCCACAGGGAGGACCAAAGGAGUACGGUGCCAUGGAAGUUCGUCCUGGGCUUGGUGGAACAGCUGAGGGCCUCCCCUCUCCUCCCUCCUGGAUAUGAGGAGAUCCUCAAAAGACUAUCUGUGUCUUCUGCUUUGGAGCCUCUCAACUGUCAAAAAGACCCUGAAGACACCUUCAAGAGAGCAGUGUUGGAACCUCUGUUAGACCUCCCUCCUCCUGCCCAGACUCUGAUGGUAGUGGUAGAUGCCCUGGAUGUUCACUGUGUGCCAGGUGAAAGAGUCAGGAAGAGUGGCUCGAUUGCAGAACUCUUGGCUACCAAUCAGCAUCUCCUGCCCAGCUGGUUGCUGCUGGUCUGCUCCAUCCGCCGCCAAAACAAAGAUGUGUGCAAGAUGUUUUCAAACUUCCGCAGACUCUGCCUGGAUGAUCUACGGAAGCCACCAACAGUCCGUGAUGUUCAGCAAUACAUCCUCUGUCGUCUGGAUGAAGAAGCAGCACUGCGACGUCAGCUCACCCCUGACACAGCAGAUAUGCUCAAUCUCCUGCACAUCAAGAGUGGGGGCUGCUUUCUCUUUCUCCAGCGAGUGUUGGAUGGUUUGGCAGCUGGGCUUGUGGGUCUGCGAGAGAUUAGAGACAUCCCUGGGACCCUCAAUGGACUCUACCUUUGGCUCUGCCAGAGACUGUUCCCUCGGGGCCUCUUUGUCUAUGUCAGACCUCUCCUCAAUGUGCUUUUGGCUGCUCAAAGUCCACUCACAACUCAGCAACUAUUUACAGCAGCCUGGACUCAGGACACCACUCUCAGCAUCCAGGACUUCCAGAUAAAGCUUCGUACACUGUCUCCCCUUUUGAUUGAUGGCCCUGAGGGCACCAAACUACUUUUUCAUGCCAGCUUUACAGAGUGGCUGACUGAUGUUAAGUACUGCACCCAGAAGUACCUCUGCAACAGGACUGAGGGUCACAGCAUGCUCGCCAUGUCAUUGACUCUACAAGGACCCCACCUGGACCCUGAGGGCACAUGUCAGUUAGCCACACACUUAGUUUGCUCAGGUCAUCAUAAAGAAAACCCCUCAUUAUUGGCCCUCUGGAUGCUGUGGACAGGCCUGCCUCCUCUUACUCCCAGCUGCAGUGAAACCCUCACCGGUUCUUUAGCUCAGCUUCCUCCUUUGGUCAGUCAGGAAGUCCCACAGCUGUUAAUGAACAGUGGACUUCUUUCACCAGGCUGUUUUUCCAACAAGAACGCCAGUGUUGGAAUGCACUGUGCAGCUGAGAAAGCAGAUACAUUACACACACUGGAGAUGGAGAUGUCUAUAAAGAAGCUGCUAGAAAGUGGGGACUCUGUAAACCAGCUUGAAACUUCUGGACAGACCUUGCUUGCUAGAGCAGCUCAUGAGGGUUAUGCAAAUGUAGCUAAAUUUCUCUUAGCACAUGAUUCUGACCCACUCAUAAGUGAUGAUCAUGGGCAAACUCCUCUGACCCUGGCUUCCAGACAGGGUCACGUGAAAAUGCUGUCUGUUUUAUUAGAAUGGACCAAAAGCCAGAGCACAGAGAUCACAGUGUCAAUGAUGGAGCAUGUUGACAAUGAAGGUUGGACAGCACUACGUUCUGCAGCUUGGGGAGGACAUUGUGAGGCUGUCCGCUUACUUCUGGAUGCAGGUGCGGAUGUAAAUGGAUGCGACAGCGAUGGCCGUACUGCUCUCAGAGCUGCCGCAUGGGGCGGUCAUGAGGAAAUUGUCCUCACCCUGCUGGACCAUGGGGCACAAAUUAAUAAACCUGACAGCAAGGGUCGAACGCCACUUAUUGCAGCUGCCUUCAUGGGGCAUCAUGAAACCGUGGAAAUAUUGCUGAAUCACAAUGCAGAAGUCAACCUAGCUGAUGGAGAUGGACGAACUGCUCUGUCAGUUGCUGCUCUGUGUGUCCCGACAGCUGCAGCGAUCAAAGGUUACGGAGAGGUAGCAAGUCUGUUACUUGAACAUGGAGCAGAUCCAGGGCACCGAGACCAUGAUGGAAUGAUGCCACUGCUUCUAGCUGCCUAUGAAGGCCAUGAAGAUGUCGUUGAGCUUUUACUAGAAGCUGGUGCUGAUGUAGAUGAAUCUGCUGGUAGCAUUUCUGCUGCAGCUGCUGUCACACCCUUGUUGGCAGCUGCAGCCAUGGGUCACAUGAACACAGUGUCCAGGCUGCUCUUCUGGGGUGCAGAUGUGGAUGCCAUUGACUGUGAAGGCAGGACAGCACUUUGCCUAGCAUCAGCAAGGGGCAGCUUGGAAGUAGUUCGUGCCUUACUGGACCGAGGGCUGGAUGAGAACCACAAGGACGACCUCGGCUGGACCCCACUACAUGCUGCCGCCUGUGAGGGCCACUGUGCUGUAUGUGCUGCUUUGACAGAUCAAGGGAGCAUGGCACGUGUAGGAGAGAUGGACAUAGAAGGACGCACCCCUCUUAUACUGGCUGCCCAAGAAGGUCAUCUGAGCACUGUCAAACUACUGCUCGACAGACGUUCUCCUAUUGACCACAGGGCAUAUGAUGGACAUUCUGCAUUGAGUGCCGCUUUUUUGGAGGGCCAUACUGAGGUUGGAGAGCUGCUCAUGAAGCGAGGAGCUGAUACGGAUGUCCGGGAUGCAGAGGGUCGACCUCUGCUCUACCUUCUGGUGCUUGAAGGUCGCCUUCAUAUGGCCACCCUUGUCAUAGAAAAAGGAGGUGUGCCAUUGGAGUCUCGGGACUCUGAUGGCCGCACAGCACUUCAUGUGGCUUCCUGGCAGGGAUGUGUGGAGAUUGUAGACUUGCUUUUAAAACAUGGGGCAAACCCUAAUGCGCAAGACACUGAAGGGAGACCGCCAAUGCAUUCUGUGGCCUGGACAGGACACAAUAAAGUAGGACAUCGUCUCCUGGCAGCAAACAGUGUAAAUAUAGAUCUUGCCUGCCAUCAGGGGGCAACGGCUCUGAGCAUUGCAGCUCAAGAAGGACAUGUUAACAUUGUGAAAAUGCUUCUAGAAAAAGGUGCAAAUCCCAAUCAUAUAGAUAAAUAUGGACGCAGUCCAGUCAAAGUGGCUGGAAAACAUGGACAUGCUACAGUCGUACGGCUCUUGGAGAGCUAUGGAGCUAAGCCAUACAUGGGCCUGUUGCCUAAUUCUAUUGCUGUAUCCCCUUCAAAACCCAACAAGAUCCUCUUGUCGGGAAUAUUGGAGAGUAAUGGAGUCGAUGUGACAGCCACUACCUCCUCCUCUUCAGGAUCUUCUCCUGGCUCCACUGGAGAAAGAUUCCACUCCAUGCAAAGCUCCCAGACCUCAUCUACCUGCCAUUCACUUGCUACCGUGCAGACAGUAGCAGCUGACAGUCUCAGUUUUAUCCAGCAAAUCCAACAACAUUCACUGCCUCGCAGUCGCAGCCGACCCUCUACCCUCCCUCCACCAGGGAGCUCAGGUUUGGGAAGCCUCCAUGGAAGUAGCCAAAGGCGUCCAAAAUGCAUUCCUCCUCCUACUGUUUGCACAGUUACAGCAUUGGUACACAACUGUGAACUCCCUCAGAAAGGUUUGUCUUCUGGGCUUGAAUACCAUGACAAAAAGAAUAAACAAAGCUCAAACUUGAUUAAAGCAGAAAAGGCUGCCGUUGGUAAAUGGAACUCAGUCAUGGCUUCUCUUGGUAUAAUGCCAAGCCAAGACAGCCCUCUCAGUGCCAAAAACAGAGAGAUUCCUUCAUUGGACUACCCGUACAGGCUGCAGAGCCCAUCUCAAGUGGAAGCUUGGGAUUCCCUAACCCAGAACAUUUUAUCACCUGUUUGUUACAGUGUUAGACCAACCCCAUCUUUCAGUGCCUUGACAGAAGAUCUUAUGGUCACUACAGACCCACACCUUAAUCUCAAACAAGCCAUCAAACUACAAUUUGAGGGCCCCACCAGUGCAGCCUUAUGCAAGAGAGAGACACCCCUGUAACCAGGCAGUGAGAUAGACUACUCAAGCUUGGUCUUUCUUCACAAAACUUCCUUUAUUUAAGUUAGAGAUCAACAGUUGAAAUGAUAAAUAAACAUAUAUUUCAGGUGAAGAUCUUUGUGGUUCAAAGAGAAGACGUCUGAACUUACUGGAUUCGGAUACAAGGACAUGGAGUCCCCUUUUUCCACCACCUUCACAAAACCUGGGAAAGACCAGGCUAUUUGACAAAAGACAUAUAUCUGCAUAUAUUUUGCUUAGCAAAGCUUUUUUUUCAAACUAUCAUAACUAAGUGUUUUUGUUUUUUCACUUUAAACACAUUUUGUCAAUUUAGUUUAAUUUAUUUUUUCCUUCAAAACCGAAAACUGUUCCCCUCAUAUUGUAGCUUUUAGAAGAAAAAUCUGUCUUUUUAAAGUGCAGAUAGCUUUUGGUCUUGAUUUUGAGAUCUUUAAGAACCUAGUCUACAUCCUUAAUUAUUACUACACAGCCUACAACGAAAACAAUGAAUCCAUACCUGCCAGAUCCUGCCUGUGUGUGCGCUGGUGAUAUAGAACCCAGAGGGGCAAAUCAGUACAACCAGGUGUGAACGUGGGAGGAUUGUUGGUAAACGUUUAUGUUGCUUGAAGAAAUGUUUGUUUUGAUCUUUUUUUUUUUUAUCUGUUUAUAUUAAUUACACAAAAAAUAAAAAUUGCAACCAGUUCUUUUAAGUCCUA